Cydia amplana is the source of this 2494-nucleotide messenger RNA. RefSeq names its product zinc finger protein 268-like. The transcript is spliced from 17 exons. NCBI's taxonomy places the organism in Eukaryota, Metazoa, Arthropoda, Insecta, Lepidoptera, Tortricidae. The record is from RefSeq and is a predicted model, not a curated record. Gene Ontology annotation, cellular component: nucleus. The coding region runs from base 133 to 2478 and encodes 781 amino acids. Gene Ontology annotation, biological process: regulation of transcription by RNA polymerase II. Gene Ontology annotation, molecular function: DNA-binding transcription activator activity, RNA polymerase II-specific; RNA polymerase II cis-regulatory region sequence-specific DNA binding.
GUUGUGGGUGAUAGGUGUUGUCGUGUUUGUGCUGUUAUUUUUUUUUUUUGUAUCCAGUAAUUAUUGUAAAAUACUGGCAUAUGCUGGAUUUCUAAUAGCCACGAAGUUCUGGGAUUCACUGAUUUUGGCGCAAUGGCGCAAAUUGAAGAUCCCGAAUUCCUGGACACCGGGGAGUAUAUGAUGAAACGCAGCCUCCUGGCUAAGAGCAAGCGAGCCAUCAUAGUCCGCAGCCCGGCCGGCAGCACGGAGUACCGCUGCGUGGAGUGCCCCCUGGGCUUCAACGAGAAAGCUGAUAUGGAGCAGCAUCUGGCUGUCCAUAAUCAGGAGUACAGGUUUCUGUGCGGAAUCUGUGGGACUGCACUAAAACGCAAGGAGCACCUAGACCGCCACACCCUGGAGCACAAAGAGGUGCGGCCCCACAUCUGCCCGGAUUGCGGCAAGGGCUUCAAGAGGAAGGAACACCUUAAUAUCCACCGCACCAUACACAGCGGGGAGAAGAACCACGUAUGCCCACUCUGUGACAAAUCAUUCUACAGAAAAGACCACCUCCAAAAGCACCUCCAAACCCACAACAAAAUGUUCAUUGAGCAGAACAUUUACCCCGUGAGUGACCAGGAGCUGCUCGGCAUUAAACAGGAGAUCACCGAUGAGGAACAAGACGACGUUAUGACAGAGGAGCUGCUCGACAUUAAACAGGAGGUCGCUGAUGAGGAACAAGAUGACGUUAUGACAGAGGUCCCCGACGCGGACCUUGCCAAGCCAGCGGACCCGGAGCGGCCCCACCUCUGCCCCAUCUGCCACAAGGGGUUCAAGCGAAAAGACCACCUCAAGCUGCACAGCGUCAGCCACCUGGCGAGGGACAAGCUAUGCCCACACUGCGGGAAAGGUAAGCUUCAGACAAGACUUGUCCCUGACGCGGGUCUGGGCAAGUCGGCGGACCCGGAGCGGCCCCACAUGUGCCCCAUCUGCCACAAGGGGUUCAAGCUGAAAUACCACCUCAAGCUGCACAGCGUUCCCGACGGGGGUCUGGGCAAGCCGGCGGACCCGGAGCGGCCCCACAUGUGCCCCAUCUGCCACAAGGGGUUCAAGCUGAAAUACCACCUCAAGCUGCACAGCGUUCCCGACGGGGGUCUGGGCAAGCCGGCGGACCCGGAGCGGCCCCACAUGUGCCCCAUCUGCCACAAGGGGUUCAAGCUGAAAUACCACCUCAAGCUGCACAGCGUCAGCCACCUGGCCAGGGACAAGCUAUGCCCACACUGCGGGAAAGGUCCCCGACGCGGGUCUGGGCAAGUCGGCGGACCCGGAGCGGCCCCACAUGUGCCCCAUCUGAUACAAGGGGUUCAAGCUGAAAUACCACCUCAAGCUGCACAGCGUCAGCCAAGCUAUGCCCACACUGCGGGAAAGGUAAGCUUCAGACAAGACUUGUUCAUACAUGCCACUAGUGUAACGUCACACGACGCGGGUCUGGGCAAGCCGGCGGACCCGGAGCGGCCCCACAUGUGCCCCAUCUGCCACAAGGGGUUCAAGCGGAAAGACCACCUCAAGCUGCACAGCGUCAGCCACCUGGCCAGGGACAAGCUAUGCCCACACUGCGGGAAAGCGUUCCGAACAGACGAUCAGCUGCAAAACCACAUGAUCACACACGUUAAACUCGACUCCCCGGCGAGCGAGGAACCCUACCUGAUGGAAGACGAAGAUAUACAGCAAGAAGAAGACUCCCUCCUAAUCCCUCGCGUGUCAAUGCAAGAGGGCGAGCGCACGUACUACUCGGCGGCGGACGAGCGGCCGUACUCGUGCAAGCUGUGCGGCCGCCGCUUCAAGCGCAAGCAGCACCUCAAGGUGCACGCCAACGUGCACGCCAGGAACCAGCCGCCCACCAUCUGGUGCUCCAUAUGUAGCGAAGGUUUCUUCAACAACAGCCAAUUCGAGAGCCACGAGUGUAUGGGCGCCGACCCUGAAGAGACGCCGACCAACCAGGAGAACAACUACCCCGCGCAGGACAACGUAGAGAUAAUGAACAUCCCAAUAGUGACCGAAGAGCCGGAGCCUGUAGGCCUGCCGGUCCCGCGACGCGUGUUCGUGUGCAAGUUCUGCGGGAAGCCCUUCAAGCGCAAGGACCACUACCGCAUCCACCUGCACGUGCACACCGGCGUCAAGUCCUUCUUCUGCGAGGACUGCGGGAAAGGCUUCUACCGCAAGGACCACCUCCAGAAGCACUCGCAGGUGCACUCGAGGACGAGGCCGCAGCGCUCGCCGCCGCGCAAGCCCCGCAAGGAGAUGCCCGAGCUGUUCCCCAUACACAUGCUCAGGAAACCAGACGCCAGGGCCAGCGUCACGCCGGAGAUCACCAUCACUGCGCCAUCGAACACAAAACUACGAGUGCCGCUGCAAAUCAAGGUGCCGUACCAGGUAGUGACGUCACUCGACAACGGCGAGCAGCGCGUCACCACCGUCGACCCGCGCGACCUGCUCUCCUGAUACCAGCUCAUGUACG